Molecule: messenger RNA, 384 nt
Organism: Mangifera indica (mango)
Lineage: Eukaryota; Viridiplantae; Streptophyta; Magnoliopsida; Sapindales; Anacardiaceae
Product: copper transporter 6-like
Exons: 1
Coding region: 1-384 (127 amino acids)
Biological process (GO): copper ion transmembrane transport; intracellular copper ion homeostasis
Cellular component (GO): plasma membrane
Molecular function (GO): copper ion transmembrane transporter activity
Source: RefSeq, a predicted model, not a curated record
AUGCCAUUAACAUUUUUCUGGGGUAAAACCACAGAAAUUAUAUUUCCUGGCUGGCCAGGCGAGAGCUUCGGUGGAUACAUAUCAGCCUUAGUUUUAGUAUUUGUAAUCUCUCUGCUAGUUGAGUGGCUCUCACAUGCCCGGUUGGUGAAGUUGAGCAGCAGCAAUGUUCUGACUGAUGGGCUUUUGCAGACUCUCAUGUAUGCCAUGAGGAUUGCUCUGGCUUACCUGGUAAUGCUUGCUGUUAUGUGUUUGAAUAUUGGGGUGUUGGUGGCAGCUGUUGCAGGAUAUUCUGUAGGAUUCUUGGUUUUUGGGAGUCAAGUUUUCAGGAAGUUGAGGAUAGAACCAUACCAGGAUUUGUCUGAUCUUCCUCCAUUGAAUUGCUAA